Sporisorium graminicola is the source of this 2322-nucleotide messenger RNA. RefSeq lists its product as uncharacterized. Gene Ontology annotation, biological process: intracellular protein transport; COPII-coated vesicle cargo loading; endoplasmic reticulum to Golgi vesicle-mediated transport. Gene Ontology annotation, molecular function: GTPase activator activity; zinc ion binding. The transcript is spliced from 2 exons. Gene Ontology annotation, cellular component: COPII vesicle coat; endoplasmic reticulum exit site. The record is from RefSeq and is a predicted model, not a curated record. The coding region runs from base 1 to 2322 and encodes 773 amino acids. NCBI's taxonomy places the organism in Eukaryota, Fungi, Basidiomycota, Ustilaginomycetes, Ustilaginales, Ustilaginaceae.
AUGAACGUCGAUGAUGUCGAAGAUCGCGAUGGCGUUCGUCUCUCCUGGAACGUCUGGCCCUCUUCCAAGAUCGAGGCUACCAGGACCGUAGUUCCCAUCAGUGCCCUCUACACGCCUCUCAAGGAGCGCGAGGAUCUGCCCCCCGUCCUCUACGAACCCGUCACCUGCAAACCGCCUUGCCGUGCCGUUCUCAACCCUUACUGCCAAAUCGACGUUCGCGGAAAGCUCUGGAUCUGCCCCUUCUGUCUUUCGCGUAACGCCUUCCCUCCCCACUACAAGGACAUCAGUAGCACCAACUUGCCCGCAGAGCUUCUUCCCAAAUACACCACCAUCGAGUAUACCCUCAGCCGUCCCGCCCAGAUCCCACCCAUCUUCCUCUAUGUUGUCGACACCUGCAUGGACGAUGACGACCUCAAGGCUUUGCGCGAGGCCCUCGUCGUCAGCUUGAGCCUCUUGCCUCCUAAUGCGCUCGUUGGUCUCAUCACCUACGGCACCAUGGCUCAGGUUCACGAGCUUGGUUACGACGCCUGCCCCAAAAGUUACGUCUUCCGCGGCACCAAGGAGUAUGCACCCAAGGCCAUCCAGGACAUGCUCGGCCUCAACCCUGGCGCUCGCCCCAUGGGCCCCGGCGCGCCCGGUGCUCCUGGGGGACCGUCUCAGGCUCCGCGUCCGCCCAACGCUACGGCUCAGAUGGGCGCCUCGCGCUUCCUCUUGCCCGUCUCGCAGUGCGAAUUCCAGCUGACCCAGAUCCUCGAGCAGCUCCAGAAGGAUCCUUGGCCCGUUGCCAAUGACAAGCGUAGCCAGCGUUGCACCGGUGUCGCCCUCAGCGUCGCCGUCGGCAUGCUCGAGACCACCUUCCCCAACACGGGUGCCCGUGUCAUGCUCUUCUGCGGUGGACCCGCCACCGAGGGCCCCGGCAUGGUUGUCUCAACCGAGCUCCGCGAGCGCAUCCGCUCGCACCACGACAUUGACAAGGACAACGCCAAGUACUACAAGCGUGCCAUCAAGUUCUACGAGGCCAUGGCCAAACGCGCUGCGGGCAACGGACACACCAUCGAUGUGUUUGCCGGCUGUCUCGACCAGGUCGGCUUGCUCGAGAUGAAGGGUCUCGCCAACUACACCAACGGCCACAUGAUCCUCGCCGAUAGCUUCCAGAUGGGUAUCUUCAAGCAGAGUUUCCACCGCAUCUUCCACAAGGACGACCAGGGUCAUUUGCAGAUGGGCUUCAACGCUACUCUCGACGUACAGUGCACCAAGGAGCUCAAGGUGUCUGGUCUGAUCGGCCACGCUGUCUCUGCCAACAAGAAAUCCGGUUGCGUCGGCGAGACCGAAAUCGGUAUCGGUCAGACUUCGGCAUGGAAGCUGUGCUCGCUCACACCGCGAACCUCGGCGGGUAUCUACUUUGAGGUAGUCACGCCGCCAGGUCAGCCCAUGCAGCCUGGCUCGCGAGGUCUGAUCCAGUUUGUCACGCACUACCAGCAUGCCUCGGGCCAGUAUCGACUGCGCGUCACCACCAUCGCACGAAACUUUGCCGAAGGCGGCUCGGGACAGAUCGCGGCCUCGUUCGACCAGGAGGCAGCCGCUGUGCUCAUGGCAAGGAUCGCCGUGUUCAAGGCCGAGAUCGACGACAGCCCCGAUGUGUUGCGCUGGCUCGACCGAAUGCUCAUCCGACUUUGCCAGAAGUUUGCCGACUACCGCAAGGACGAUCCCACCUCGUUCCGGCUGGGCGAGAAUUUCAGCAUCUACCCGCAAUUCAUGUUCCACCUGCGUCGUUCGCAGUUCCUGCAGGUGUUCAACAAUUCGCCAGACGAGACCGCCUUCUACCGCCACGUGCUCAACACAGAGGAUGUCAACAACUCGUUGAUCAUGAUCCAGCCCACGCUCAUGUCGUACGGAUUCGAAGGUCCGCCGCAGCCGGUGUUGCUGGAUUCGGUGUCGAUCAGGCCGGAUGUGGUGUUGCUGCUCGACACGUUUUUCCACAUUCUCAUAUUCCACGGAGAGACGGUGGCACAGUGGAGGAAGGCAGGAUACCAGGAUCAGGAAGGGUACGAGAACUUCAAGGAGGUGCUCGAGAAUCCGAGGGCCGAUGCGCAGGAUCUGUUGGCCGACCGCUUCCCCAUUCCCCGAUACAUUGUCUGCGACCAGAACGGCUCGCAGGCGAGAUUCUUGCUGUCCAAGCUCAACCCGUCGACGACGCACAUGAGCGGCGGAAUGUACGGCUCGAGUGGCGGCAGUGGUGCGGCUAUCUUCACCGACGACGUGAGCUUGCAGGUGUUUAUGGAGCAUCUCAAGCGUCUGGCUGUCGGCGCCUCGUCCAACUAG